AUGGAUGGCAUGGAGGGUGCUGGAGACACCUCUGAUGCCAGCGGCCGUGGGUGGCGCAGAGGUGCUGGCAGUCAGGCAGGACUGGCCGGGCGGAGCCCUUCCUCUCUGGAGACCGUGGCUGCCCCGAGCCCAGGAGGGACACGCGCCGCGGCGGGAGGAGAUGGACGCUCCCGGGCAGCGGGAGCGCGGUACCACCCGGCUGUGUCUCCCCAGGCUCGGGCAGCGGAGGGGCACGGCGGUCCCGGCAAAGCGUUGGCGUUCUUCCAGCACCCGGUCAGGCUCCUCUGGCCCAAGUCCAAGGCCUUUGACCACCUGUACAGCGUGGGGGAGAAGCUACUGGAGAACUUCCCGGUGCAGGCCACCCUCUGCUUUUAUGAGGACUCGGGCAGCGAGGAGGAGGAGGAGGAUGAUGAGGAGGAGGAGGAAGAAGAAGAGAAGGAUGAUGAAGAAGAGGAGGCGACAGGGGAUGUGACCGCGGGACACCCGCGGAAUGCUGGCAGCCCUGACCCCAGCAGGCCGGCGUGAGGCAACAGGCAGGGGA
Messenger RNA from Melospiza melodia melodia, 541 nucleotides. RefSeq names its product ripply transcriptional repressor 1 (gene RIPPLY1). Bases 1 to 525 code for a protein of 174 amino acids. Gene Ontology annotation, biological process: negative regulation of transcription by RNA polymerase II; embryonic pattern specification. The transcript is spliced from 4 exons. NCBI's taxonomy places the organism in Eukaryota, Metazoa, Chordata, Aves, Passeriformes, Passerellidae. The record is from RefSeq and is a predicted model, not a curated record. Gene Ontology annotation, cellular component: nucleus.